Acanthopagrus latus (yellowfin seabream) is the source of this 634-nucleotide messenger RNA. Its product is annotated as SH3 and multiple ankyrin repeat domains protein 2-like. The transcript has 3 exons. Bases 113 to 634 code for a protein of 173 amino acids. NCBI's taxonomy places the organism in Eukaryota, Metazoa, Chordata, Actinopteri, Spariformes, Sparidae. The record is from RefSeq and is a predicted model, not a curated record.
UGUGCGCUGCGCGCGGCGCGGCUCGUCUUCGCUGAGUCGCUGUCCGCGGUGCUGAGAGGCUGAAGAGUCCUGUGAGAUGCACCAACUGUGACGGAGUAACACAGGAGCGAAAAUGAAGUCGAUCAUCAAUGCCUUAAAAAAGGAAGUGCCUUUCCGCGAGGCUCCAGCCUACUCCAAACGCCGCCGCGGUCAGUCUUCUGGCAACGGCAGUGGAAACGACCAGUCCCUCUCCUCGCUAUCAGCGCCAAGGGUCCUCCUGCGCUCCAACAGCGACAACAACCUAACGGUCAGUCAGUACCAGCAGCACGGUUCUCCCGGCAACUGGGCUCCUCAUCCGCAGCAGCACCAACACGCCCAGGCCCACCUGCACAGGGCCCCCCAGCAGGGUCACCCGCAGCCUGGCUCCUCAGCAUUACACCGCAGCCUGUCACCCCAGCUGCUCCAGCAGAUGCCCAGCGGCAGCCCCAAUGGCAACGUGGUGGUCCGGACCAUGGGGAGGGGGGCGAGGAGCCGGUCUCCCUCCCUCAGCCGGCUGGGGGAGAGGCCCGUCGGUCUCAGCGCCAGCCCUGGUGAGUCUCUGCAACACUCUUGUGAGAUUCUGGUGGUCAAAGAUCCCUGUGACCCUCGCUCGUGA